Messenger RNA from Conger conger (European conger), 1999 nucleotides. It is a transcript of the gene napba, whose product is annotated as N-ethylmaleimide-sensitive factor attachment protein, beta a. Gene Ontology annotation, cellular component: terminal bouton; synaptobrevin 2-SNAP-25-syntaxin-1a complex; vacuolar membrane. Lineage: Eukaryota; Metazoa; Chordata; Actinopteri; Anguilliformes; Congridae. Gene Ontology annotation, biological process: intracellular protein transport; regulation of synaptic vesicle priming; synaptic transmission, glutamatergic. Gene Ontology annotation, molecular function: soluble NSF attachment protein activity; syntaxin binding. Bases 102 to 989 code for a protein of 295 amino acids. The record is from RefSeq and is a predicted model, not a curated record. The transcript has 11 exons.
UAUCAUCAAGAGGACCAAAUCAGAUAACGUUAGACAGUAGGUGUUGGGCAGAUUUUGUGCUUACUUACAGUUAACGUUAGCUAUAAGGCAUCGAGAAGAAAAUGGACAACUCCGGCAAAGAAAAGGAAGCCAUCCAGCUAAUGGCAGAAGCAGAUAAGAAAGUAAAGUCGUCAGGCUCAUUCUUAGGUGGAAUGUUUGGGGGGAACCACAAAGUAGAGGAGGCAUGUGAUAUGUAUGCCCGUGCAGCCAACAUGUUCAAGAUGGCCAAGAACUGGAGCGCUGCAGGUAGUGCGUUCUGCCAAGCUGCGCGUUUGCAUAUGCAGCUGCAGAGCAAACACGACUCUGCCACCAGCUAUGUGGACGCUGGAAACGCUUACAAGAAAGCGGACCCUCAUGAGGCUAUCAACUGCUUAAAUGCAGCCAUCGAUAUAUAUACAGACAUGGGAAGGUUUACAAUUGCUGCCAAGCACCAUAUUACCAUCGCCGAAGUGUAUGAGUCUGAACUGGUUGACAUAGAAAAGGCCAUUGCACACUAUGAGCAAGCUGCAGACUACUACAAAGGGGAGGAGUCUAACAGCUCUGCUAAUAAGUGUCUGCUGAAGGUGGCAUCCUACAGUGCGCAGCUGGAGCAGUACCAGAAAGCCAUUGAAAUCUAUGAGCAGGUUGGCAGCAACACCAUGGAUAACCCAUUACUAAAAUACAGCGCCAAGGAGUACCUCUUCAAAGCUUCACUCUGCCACUUCAUUGUAGAUGAACUGAAUGCCAAGCUGGCUGUGGAGAAGUAUGAGGAGAUGUUUCCUGCCUUCACCGACUCAAGAGAGUGCAAAUUCCUGAAGAAACUUCUGGAAGCUCAUGAGGAGCAGAACAGUGAAGCCUUCACUGAAGCUGUGAAAGAGUUUGACUCGAUUUCUCGACUGGACCAGUGGCUUACCACCAUGCUCCUGCGCAUCAAAAAGACUAUCCAGGAUGACGCUGGUGAUCUGAAGUGACUUGUGCAAAAAUGUGCUAUUUUCAUGUUAAAGUCCUGGUUUAGAUUUCUUUAUUUUCAGUAUGAAUAGCUGCAAUAUUAUCCACAUAUCAGUGUAAUACUGUAGGCCUCACCUUGAGUUUUUAUUGUUUGAGUCAAGACCAUAUGUGUCAUACUCCCAUUUUUGCCUUCUAUUCCCCGUUUCCCACAGGAUGCUACUUCAUUUCAUGGCGUUCAUUAGGGCUUAUAAUAGGUUUAAAGUUUCUAGGAUAGGCAUUAUCAGGAGGUUUACAGUAAUACAGGCCAAGGAUAUUCCAGGAGAAUGACACAUGCUGUGGCUUUUCAUGAACAAUACUAUGUUUAUUUACUUUUGCUUUUAUAAAUGUAUAUGGCAGGUCUAGGGAGUUGUGCAGUUCUAUUAUUCAAUAUGCAGAGGGCACAUAUUCAGUAUUUUUAAUUUGGAAAUGUAUACUCAAAACAAAGAUUAUCUUGUUUUGUCUUUCUAUAGCAGCAGCCGGCUGGACAAAGGCAGAUUAUUUUUGUUGGUUAAGUUAUGUGGGGUCUUUUUUUUUUUUUUUUUGCUUUGUGGAUUGUAUAUCACAGUUACAAUUGCUUAUGCUAAAAAUGUUAAAACAUUUAUGAAAAAAUGUUAUUGGAAUCCUGAAGUAUUUUUGCACAGUUACAAAUGAAACUAAAUCUUCUCUGUCCCCUUGAUGUUGUCACUGUAUUAAAUCUUAACCGGUGUAUUUGUGUAUACCAUUUAAUGUGCUAAAUGUGUGUCAUGUGUGUUGUGAAUGUGUACCUAGUAUUGAAUUUGAUGUAGUGUGUGCACACCGGCAAGCAUGGUGUCGUUAUGUGUCCUGUACUACUAUUAAGUCUUAAAGUGGUCAAAGUCCCAGUGAACGGACUGUGAACCAGCAUAUCAGGAUUACUUCCAAUUAAGGAAUCUCAGAAUACAUCUGGUCUAUUCUCAUUUGUUCUUGUACAGUGUUUUGUGCUGAAAUGUACUGAAAUAAAGGCUAUCUCAACGGC